AGUACUGUGUGAGUUACAGAAGAUGUCAUUCGCCCGGAGACUGCUUGUAAGCGCUCCUAAAACAGCGUCAUUUCACCUUCUCAACCUGCUGUCAGUGAGAUCAUGUGCAGCUCCUCUCACCUCCACCUCCUCCAACACUGAACACCAGAAUACAUCCAGUACAGAUGCAGAAGUUCACCUCAGCCAGUCCUGUGUCAAGAGGCUCGCUGAAAUCAUGGAGAAAGGACAAUAUCUGAGAAUAGCAGUGGAGGGAGGAGGAUGUUCAGGAUUCCAGUAUAAAUUCUCUGUGGACAGUGUGAAAAAUGAAGAUGACAGAGUGUUUGAAAAGAACGGCGUAGGGAUAGUGGUGGACCAGGACAGUCUGGAGUUUGUGAAAGGAUCCACUGUUGACUUCAGUCAGGAGCUCAUUCGCGCUUCAUUUCAGGUGUUGAAGAAUCCUCAGGCUGAACACGGCUGCUCCUGUGGCUCCUCUUUUUCUGUGAAACUCUGACUCUCUUCCUGUCUGCAUAUCAGUUCAGAACACACAGCUUACAUGUCUGCUUAUUUACAGGUAGAGUUCACCCAAAAAAUGAAUGUUCACACACUAUUUACUCCCUCAAGUGGUUCAAAACCUUUAUGAGCUUCUUUAUUCUGUUCAACACAAAGAUAUUUUGAAGAAAGCUCUGACCAUUGACUGCUAUAGUAGGAAAAACAAAUACUAUGGAAGUCAGUCUUUACAGCUUUCCAGAUUUCUCUAGAAUAUGUCCUUUUGUGUUUAACAGAAUAAUGAAGCUCUUGAAGGAUAAAUAAUGUCAGAAUUUUCAGUUUUGAGUGAACUGUCCCUUUAAGAUCAGUCAGAGGCAUAAUAAUAUAAUAAUGUGAUCAAUGCUCAAUUUGUUACUAUGGUAAAUGACAUUCAGUGUUUUGUGUGUUGUACUGUAUAUAAGAAAGAUUGUAAAUAUAUAUCUAAAUAAAGUUAUAAGAUGAUAUGA
This is a messenger RNA of Danio rerio (zebrafish), 971 nucleotides long. It is a transcript of the gene isca2, whose product is annotated as iron-sulfur cluster assembly 2. NCBI's taxonomy places the organism in Eukaryota, Metazoa, Chordata, Actinopteri, Cypriniformes, Danionidae. Gene Ontology annotation, cellular component: mitochondrion; mitochondrial [4Fe-4S] assembly complex. Gene Ontology annotation, biological process: iron-sulfur cluster assembly. Gene Ontology annotation, molecular function: iron-sulfur cluster binding. The record is from RefSeq and is marked validated.